Messenger RNA from Ixodes scapularis (black-legged tick), 1326 nucleotides. RefSeq names its product putative RNA polymerase II subunit B1 CTD phosphatase Rpap2. Lineage: Eukaryota; Metazoa; Arthropoda; Arachnida; Ixodida; Ixodidae. Gene Ontology annotation, cellular component: nucleus; cytoplasm. The transcript is spliced from 8 exons. Bases 1 to 1323 code for a protein of 440 amino acids. Gene Ontology annotation, molecular function: RNA polymerase core enzyme binding; RNA polymerase II CTD heptapeptide repeat phosphatase activity. The record is from RefSeq and is a predicted model, not a curated record.
AUGUCUUACAAUUGUUCUAUUUUUGAAUCUGACAGCGAUGGUAGGGGCGACGCAAUCGAUCUGGGCCACCGGCGCAUCACAAAGAAAGAGGCCACUGAGGACGUCGAAGUUGAGAAGCCGCAGUCAAAGGAGCUUUUGAAGCCAACGAAAAUCGUCACCCCCUACGUUUCGGCGGAUGCCCUGAAAAAGUUGGCACAGGACAUCGAUAGCAUGAGUCUGGGCAACAGCGCAGAUUCACCUGAUGUCAGAGAGAGGCAGGAGCAGAAAGCACAGUUGAGCAGCCCAGAGCACCCCGCCGACGACAAGCCACCGACGGCCGCGUCUCGGCAGCCAGGACUCGCUCCCACGGCUCCCAAGCGGAGCAUCCUCAAGUCGCCGGCCUCCAACCACAGGUCCUGGCUGAGCAUGCUCGAGAGCGAAAAGCGCCAGGCGUCCGAGCCUCCCUCUCGGUCAGAAGGGAGCACCCCGUCGGCGGCGGAAGACGCGGAGAAGAUACUGUGGCAGUGGGUGACGGGUGACACCGUCGAGAUGCUCGUGGGGAAGGAGGCCGCCAGGGACUUCAGGCAGAGACAUCAGACCUUCGACGAGAAGGCCAGAGCGGAGAGGUACCGGGAGAUGUACGCCAAGCUCUGCCGAAAGCUGGACGAAGAGGAGAAGCUGGAGGAGGAGUGGGAGAAGUCUCUCUUGGACUCGGACGAUGACUCGGACGAUGAGUCGGACGAGGGCGAAAUGCAGACAAUAAUGCCGACGGCGCCGAUGCCGACGAUGGAGGAGCUGGCGGCCGACCCCAUAGUCGAGCGGCUCAAAAUCCUCGAGCGUGAGGUAGGCCGGCUCAGCUUGGGGACUGCGGAAGUCAGUGAAGGCGACGUUCCUGGGAAAAAAGCGGCAAGAACGAACCAAAGGAGGAAGCCUGCCAGGUCUAAAUCUAAUGCUGAUGAGCCUCUGGCUGAAAACGAUGCAUUCCUGCCCAUCGUUGACUCUCGUGCGCAGAACGUCCAUCGUCGUAGGAUUGUGCUGGAUCGCCUCAAGAAACUGCUGCCAGACAUAUUGGAUCUUCUGUAUUUGGACCUAUCUGAAAUAUCCCCAGAUCUGACGGAGAUGGUAGUUACAUUCAGAUUGGCAGCUGACAACGUGACAUUCAAGAUGGAAAUUUGGACUUACAUUGCAGCGUGCCUUCUCAUGAUGCUUUCAAGACGAUGUCCUGCAUUGGAUUCAGCCAUGAAGUCAGAAGAGCCAAGAAGGAAGUUUUCUUUGUUUUUGGUAGAGAUGGGAACUUCUAUGGACGCAGUCGCGAGUCUUGCAAAUAAAUUAUUGGUGCCGUGAAAA